Messenger RNA from Medicago truncatula (barrel medic), 1561 nucleotides. Its product is annotated as protein RGF1 INDUCIBLE TRANSCRIPTION FACTOR 1. Lineage: Eukaryota; Viridiplantae; Streptophyta; Magnoliopsida; Fabales; Fabaceae. The transcript is spliced from 4 exons. The coding region runs from base 505 to 1281 and encodes 258 amino acids. The record is from RefSeq and is a predicted model, not a curated record.
UGUCUUCCCUCCAUUAAAACCACACAGACAUAUCUCUCCCAUCUCUCUCUACACCAUAUCAUCAUCAACAUUUCUUAAAAAUUUAAUAUUUUUUUAUUAUUUUUUUUUACUAUAUGUUUUUCUCUCUCUUUAUACAACCCAACACUCCUCUCUUCUAUAAAUAGCCAGAAUAAUAGAGAGGUCUUGUAUUUUUUUUUACUAGGGUUCAUAAACAUAAACAUAAACUUCUCUUCUCUCUCACUCACUCACUCAUCCUUCAUCACCCCCAAAAAAAAUUAUUUAAAUUAAAAAAGAUCAACAUCAACAACCAUUUGGUAAAAGCAAAACACAAGUCUCGUCUGAACUCAUAAUAAAUAUUUGAAAUUAAAGAUAAGUAGCUAUAAGAAGGGUAGCUAGCUAUAUAUAUAUAUAUAUAUAUAUAUAUAUAUAUAUAAAUAGCUAGGUAAGGUUUGAAGAUAGAGAGAAUUACAAAUUAUUAUUAUAUAUAAUUAUUAAAAAAAAAUAAUGGUGAGAGACAUGAUGAUGGGAACUAGUACAUAUAACUCAAUUUCAUCAUCAUCAUCAAGAGGAGACAUGAACAUGGACAUGGAUAUGGACAUGAUGAAUAUGAAACCUGCAUGGCUAGAGAGGUUGAUGGAUGAAACAUUCUUUGGUGAUUGUGGGGUCCACAAGAAUCGAAGGAAGAACGAGAAGAACAUUUUUUGCUUACACUGUUGUCUUAGCAUCUGCCCCCACUGCUUAUCUUCUCAUACUUCUCAUCCUCUUCUCCAGGUGAGAAGGUAUGUUUACCACAACGUAAUUCGAUUGGAUGAUCUGGAAAAGCUCAUUGAUUGUUCUAAUAUACAGCCCUAUACUAUUAACAGUGCGAAAGUGAUAUUUUUAAAUCAGAGGCCACAAUCAAAGUCAUGCAAAGUUACAACCAAUGCUUGCUUCACUUGUGACAGGAUUCUUCAGGACCCAUUCCAUUUCUGUUCUCUCUCAUGCAAGGUGGAUUUCAUGGUAUACGAGGGUCAAAGUUUGUCCAACAUUUUACAUCGAUUUGAUGAAUCUGACUUAGGAAUAUCACAAUUCGAGGGACUAAGAAUGGAUGGAUCUGAGGUAAUUGAUGAAGAUAACAACCACAUUGGCCCAAGUUCUUCUAAUUACUCCAUCACUCACCAAGAAGAGGCCACCAGCAACAAAAUCACCAAGAAGAACAAAUCCAACAGAUUCCUCCCUGGCAUUGUCCUCUCUCUUGGAAGCAGAAGAAAAGGUGCUCCUCAAAGGGCCCCACUAUCCUAAACCAUUAUUACUAUUAAAUUAUAAUAAAAUUGGUAAAUUUUUAUUGCUAAAUAAGAAUGUUUAAAUUAUUAUUUAUGUCAUAUAUGUGUAUGAAAAAAAAUACAUGCUGAGGUAAUGGUAUUUGCAUGCAAAGCUAGGAUUUUCCAUUAUCAUCUUGGGAUGGCUGUUGAGACCACCAAUUUUGUUUUGGAUGCUAUGGAAAUAAUAUGGUUAUGUAUUGUUUUCGGAUAUAUGUUGUAUGGAUAGAAAAGUUCAAAUUGAGAUUUAUGUUUCAUCGAAA